UUGUGAGUUGUCACCAUUAGACAUUUCACGUUGUCAAAUUAAAAUGUCAGCUGUUGUCACGUCAGAGAUCACUUUCAGGCAAAAAUAAAAUAAAUUUGUGAAUUGAUUAUUGUACGUCCUUACACAAAUAAAAAAAAAUAUCAUUUUCAAAUAAAAAAUGGCACCAGCGACGGAUUGGGAAGAAAUAAAACGCUUAGCUGCGGAUUUCCAAAAAGCUCAGCUUAGUUCUACAGCACAGAGAUUGUCAGAACGAAAUUGUGUGGAAAUUGUAACAAAGUUGAUUGAACUAAAGUUAAUAGAUGUUAUCUUUACUAUCAACGGAAAAGAAUACUUAACUUCACAGCAACUAAUUAAGGAAAUUAAAGAUGAGCUAUAUGUACAUGGUGGUCGCAUAAAUGUUGUUGAUCUUGCAAAAGAGUUAAUUGUAGACCUUAAUCAGAUCAAUAACCAUGUAGCUGAAAUAAUUAAAGGAAAAGAAGUGCAGCUUGUGGCUGGAAACUUGAUCACUCCUUAUUAUUUAGAGAAAAUUGCAAGAGAAAUUAAUGAAAAACUACAUCUUCAAGGACAAAUAACUAUUGGAGAGCUAACACUUCAAUAUGACCUCCCUGCUGAACUGCUUCAGAGCAGUGUCAUGGAGAAGUAUUUGGGCAAAAUAAUAUUUGGCAAACAAGAUCCUUCUGAACCUAGAACAUUUUAUACUGAAGAGUAUAUUACUAGAACAAAAGCAAAAAUUCGUGGUGCACUAAUGGGUUUGCUAAAACCAACACCUGUUGCUGUCAUUGUUAAUCAUUGCAAUUUAUCUGAUCGCCUGUUUUUAUCUCUAUUUGACCAGAUUAAUGCAACUGGUGUAUUAACUGGGCGCCAAGUUGGAGCAUUGUAUGUGCCAUCUUGUUACACUAAGUCACAGAAUGAUUGGGUGUUAAACUUUUAUAAACAGAAUAAUUAUCUUGAAUUUGAUGCUUUAACAAGAUUGGGUAUAUCUGAUCCGAAAGGUUACAUAAAAAGGCUCUUUUCAACUGAAGAUAUGACCUUCCUAAGUAGCUGUGUGAUUGGUUCUCAAAUAAAGCAACAGUUGGAGACAGCAUUAGAUGAAUGUAUAGCUUCUAAAAGUUAUUUAGAUGUUGUGUCCCUCUUGCCAUCAGUGUUGUCAGAUAUGGAUAUUGAAAACAUUCUUGAUGCUUUACUCAAAAAUAAUUCAAAGUCAACAGUUUUGUUUGAAAAUACAGUUUUCAGCACUCAUUUUUUGGAUAGUUUGAAACAAUUAUGCAUGCCCAUGACACAGAAAAAUGCAGAGGCAGUUGUAAAAUCAGGUGCAUAUCAACAGUUUUAUUUAGAAAAGCAACUAUCAAAAUCUGCUGACUCUGGCCAGUCAGGUCAUGUUGAUCAUAAAGCUGAAAGGAGAGAAGAAAGAAGGAGAAAAGCAGCAUCAGGCAAAGGUGGUGGUGGCACACAGGGAAGGGAAACAAAAACUAAAACUGUUAAGAAACAUCCUCGGUCAAAACAAGUAGUUAAUGAUGCAGACUCAGAUGAUGGAUCCAAUGUGGUUAGAAAGCCUGAUCAACUUGAAGUUGUGAGUCUGGAAGAUGUGGAAAAUAUUAUUAAAGGGGCAUUGGAAAGUGAGGGCCUUGAUGAUUUGCUGGUACAGGUUGCUGAAUACCUUCAGGGAGGUUUAAACCUAACGGCGUUAACCAUAGCAAAAGAAACUGCUGAUAAGCUACUGCAAGAUGCUAGUCAGAAUAGAAAACAGACUCACAGCUCUGCUCAGGACAAGAUAAACAUUUUAGUUAAUGAUAUUAAACUGUAUGAGAAAGGAAUAAAGUCAUUUCCACCUGAUCAACAAGUACAAUUCAUCAAAUAUUUACUCAAAACAUUGGGAAGUGACAUAAUAUGUGAAUUCUGCAAGUAUGCUGCAAAUCAAUGUAAUUUAUCUGUUCAAGUGGAAACUUUGUCUGUUGAACAAAAGAACAAAAUUAUUAAUGACUUGACUGAAGAAUAUAAGAAACCACUAACUGCACUAAAUGCUACUAUAUCUGAUCAAAAUAUGGAGUUGUUUUAUCAAGCAAUUGAUACCUGUUUGUCUGAUUUUGGAAUGAUUUUGAAAAAGGCAGACAAGAAGAAAGAUAAGCUUUUAAUACAAAACCACAGAGAGAAAUUAAUAUCAGAGUUGGAAGCUUGUGAAGAUCCUGCUUUAAGUCUGCAUCUAGCUGUUUUGGCAAUAUUCACAAUAGCCACUCAAAGCAUGUUACAUUGCUCGGGCAGACAAGUCCCCACAGUAAUAUCAUUUUUGAAAUCAUUAUUAAAACAAGAAGACUUUGAAAGACUGCAACUGUGUCAUGAGUUAGUUGGAAAAUAUUUAAAAGCUUCUGACGAAGAAAAACCUAAACUUGAAGAUGUACUGAAAACGGAAAUGCCCGUUUUAAAAAAUAUGGUUCUAGAAAUAAAAAAAUAUAAAUGAAUGUUACACAAAUAAUCCGCUUAUUAUAUUGUAGAACAUUGCGAUAUGUUUAACAUGCAGUAGCCUACAUGACAAUGUAACCGCGUCAUAUAUGUAUAUCAAUAUAAGUGAAUGUAUUUAUAAAUAUUCAAUAAAUGGGAUUUGGUUUCUAAAAUGAAUCUGGUUAUUAAAAUGAA
Molecule: messenger RNA, 2631 nt
Organism: Manduca sexta (tobacco hornworm)
Lineage: Eukaryota; Metazoa; Arthropoda; Insecta; Lepidoptera; Sphingidae
Gene: Ufl1
Product: E3 UFM1-protein ligase 1 homolog
Exons: 6
Coding region: 158-2455 (765 amino acids)
Biological process (GO): protein K69-linked ufmylation; response to endoplasmic reticulum stress; regulation of proteasomal ubiquitin-dependent protein catabolic process
Cellular component (GO): endoplasmic reticulum membrane
Molecular function (GO): UFM1 ligase activity
Source: RefSeq, a predicted model, not a curated record